AACAAUUCAAGGGCAGCGCUCAAUUCUUCUUUCCCCCUGCCGCCUGGAGAACGCUCACAUAUAACUCUUGGUUCUCGGUCUGUCCGCGUCUGAGAGUGCUUCCAGGGCCUCUAGAACUAGGGGAUAAAGCAGCCUGCCGAUCGUUCGCGGUUUCACCCUUCCAACUGCCACUCUAGCUCUCGUUCCUCGCGGAGUAAACGUACACCAUCAGAAGAAGAUACUAGGCUUCACAAUGGCUCCAAAAGCGCCCUCUCGCGAAGCCCUGACAUUGCUCAGGCACUCUAUUCGGCCGUCAAUUGCGCUGCGCUCCCGAUCACAAUGCCCUCUCAUACCCUCCGUCUCCCAGGCAUUGCCUCGUCCACACCGUUUCGCGCUCAGUCAAAAUUCGCGUAGCAUUGCGACAUAUACGCAUUCGCACCAUGCCGACGCCGUAUCCGUAAUCCCGACUGCGGUGGACACAGGCUCCGAGGACUUCAAAGAGAAUAAGAGACAAAUGGACGAGGCGAUGGAACGCUUGACAACGCUUCAUUCCAAGAUUGCGCAAGGCGGGCCCCAGAAGGCGAGGGAUAAACAUGUGCAAAGGGGAAAGAUGCUUGUUAGGGAUCGCAUCACGGCGUUGAUCGACCCUGGCACACCAUUCCUGGAAUUGAGUCAAAUGGCGGGAUACGAUGUGUACCCAGGCGAAGAGGUACCUGCAGGCGGUAUCAUUACGGGCAUUGGAACCGUGAACGGUGUUCAAUGCAUGGUUGUGGCCAAUGAUUCUACGGUCAAGGGAGGGACGUACUAUCCCAUCACGGUCAAGAAGCAUCUGCGAGCGCAAGCAAUUGCGCAGGAGAACCGCCUUCCCUGCAUUUACCUGGUAGACUCCGGAGGCGCCAAUCUUCCCCACCAAGCCGACGUCUUCCCUGACAUCAACCACUUUGGCCGCAUAUUCUAUAACCAAGCAAGAAUGUCGGGCAUGGGUAUCCCACAGAUCAGCGUAGUGAUGGGACCGUGUACCGCUGGUGGUGCCUAUGUGCCAUCCAUGAGCGACGAGAGCAUCAUUGUGGAAAACCAAGGCCACAUCUUUCUCGCUGGACCACCACUCGUGAAAGCUGCGACUGGCGAGGUUGUCUCUGCGGAAGAGCUGGGAGGCGGAAAGCUUCAUAGCGAGAUAUCAGGCGUUACCGACUAUCUAGCAGUCGAUGAUGCACAUGCGCUCGUCCUAGCCCGGAGGAGCGUCGGCAACCUCAACUGGCACCGCAAGCAGUCCGUUCUCUCGUCAACGCAGCCAACAUACAAAGAGCCCCUCUACGACACCAAAGAGCUCUCUGGCAUUGUAGGCACCAAUCUCCGCCGCCAAAUCCCCAUCCACGAAAUCAUUGCCCGCAUCGUCGACGGUUCCAGCUUCUCCGAAUUCAAACCCGCCUACGGCUCCACGCUAGUGACGGGCUUUGCCACAAUCUAUGGGCACCCUGUCGGCAUCGUGGCCAACAAUGGUAUCCUCUUCAGCGAAAGUUCCCUCAAGGGCGCGCAUUUUGUACAGCUAUGCGGCAAACGGCAGAUUCCGUUGAUUUUCUUGCAGAAUAUAAGUGGAUUUAUGGUGGGCGCUGAUGCGGAGAAAGGCGGUAUUGCGAAGAACGGUGCGAAGCUUGUUACGGCGGUUAGUUGUGUGGAGGUGCCGAAGUUUACUGUGGUGGUGGGCAGUAGCGCUGGCGCGGGCAAUUAUGGCAUGUGCGGCCGUGCCUACUCACCCCGCCUGCUCUUCACUUGGCCUAACGCUCGCACGUCCGUCAUGGGCGCCGAACAGCUAUCCUCGGUCAUGGAGGCGGUAGGCAAGCAAGCGGAUCCGGAGCUCAAAGCUAGGAUAGAACGCGAGAGCGAGGCUACGUUUGGCUCUGCCCGGCUUUGGGAUGAUGGCAUUAUUCCGCCCGAACAUACGAGGAGGGUGCUGGGUAUUGGAUUGCAGAUGGCUUGCGGAGGACAGAAUAUCGGGGUUGAGAAUGAGACUUCGUGGGGUGUAUUUAGAAUGUGAGGGGUUUCAAGAGCAGUAUAGCUGCUCAUUGC
Messenger RNA from Trematosphaeria pertusa, 2046 nucleotides. RefSeq names its product methylmalonyl-CoA carboxyltransferase 12S subunit. Gene Ontology annotation, molecular function: methylcrotonoyl-CoA carboxylase activity. The coding region runs from base 233 to 2014 and encodes 593 amino acids. The transcript is spliced from 2 exons. Lineage: Eukaryota; Fungi; Ascomycota; Dothideomycetes; Pleosporales; Trematosphaeriaceae. Gene Ontology annotation, biological process: L-leucine catabolic process. Gene Ontology annotation, cellular component: methylcrotonoyl-CoA carboxylase complex; mitochondrion. The record is from RefSeq and is a predicted model, not a curated record.